AUGGAGAGGCCCGUGCUGACACUGGGGCUGCUGGCCACCCUGGUUGUGUGUGCCUCCCCAGGCAGCUGGGGCCUGAAUGAGGAGGAGAGGCUGAUACGGCACCUGUUCAAGGAGAAGGCCUACAACAAGGAGCUCCGGCCAGUGGCCCGCAAGGAGGACAGUGUGGAUGUCUCGCUGGCCCUUACCCUCUCCAACCUCAUCUCCCUGAAAGAAGUUGAGGAGACCCUCACCACCAACGUGUGGAUGGAGCACGGCUGGACCGACAGCCGGCUACAGUGGAAUGCCAGUGAAUUUGGGAACAUCAGUGUUCUGCGCCUGCCUCCUGACAUGGUGUGGCUCCCAGAGAUUGUACUGGAGAACAACAAUGAUGGCUCCUUCCAGAUUUCCUACUCCUGCAAUGUGCUCGUCUAUGACUCAGGCUACGUGUACUGGCUGCCACCCACCAUCUUCCGCUCCUCCUGCCCCAUCUCUGUUACAUACUUCCCCUUCGACUGGCAGAACUGCUCUCUCAAGUUCAGUUCACUCAAGUACACGGCCAAAGAGAUCACCCUGAGCCUGAAGCAAGAGGUUGAAAAUGAACAAGCCUACCCUGUAGAAUGGAUUAUCAUUGACCCUGAAGGCUUCACAGAGAACGGGGAGUGGGAGAUAGUGCACCGGCCAGCCAGGGUCAACAUGGACCCCAGUGCCCCAGUAGACAGUACCAGCCACCAGGAUGUCACCUUCUACCUCAUCAUCCGUCGCAAGCCACUCUUCUACAUCAUCAACAUCCUGGUGCCCUGCGUGCUCAUCUCCUUCAUGGUCAACCUGGUCUUCUACCUGCCGGCUGACAGUGGUGAGAAGACGUCCAUGGCUAUCUCAGUGCUCCUGGCCCAGUCAGUCUUCCUGCUGCUCAUCUCCAAGCGCCUGCCUGCCACAUCCAUGGCCAUUCCACUCAUUGGCAAGUUCCUGCUCUUUGGCAUGGUGCUGGUCACCAUGGUCGUGGUGAUCUGUGUCAUCGUGCUCAACAUCCACUUCCGAACACCCAGCACACACGUGCUGUCCGAGGGGGUCAAGAAGCUCUUCCUAGAGACUCUGCCCGAGCUCCUGCACAUGUCCCGUCCAGCAGAGGGAGGCCCUGGCCCAGAGGCUUUGAUUCGGAGGAGCAGCUCCCUGGGCUACAUCUCCAAGGCAGAGGAGUACUUCUCACUCAAGUCCCGCAGUGAUCUUAUGUUCGAGAAGCAGUCAGAGCGGCAUGGGCUGGCCCCGCGCCUCGCCACCGCACGCCGGCCCCCAGCAAGCUCUGAACAGGCCCAGCAGGAACUCUUCAGUGAGCUGAAGCCGGCUGUGGAUGGAGCAAACUUUAUCGUUAACCACAUGAGGGACCAAAAUAAUUACAAUGAGGAGAAGGACAGCUGGAACCAGGUGGCUCGAACAGUGGACCGCCUCUGCCUGUUUGUGGUGACGCCUGUCAUGGUGGUGGGCACGGCCUGGAUCUUCUUGCAGGGUGUCUACAACCAGCCCCCACCUCAGCCUUUCCCUGGAGACCCCUUCUCCUACAAAGAGCAGGACAGGCGCUUCAUCUAG
Castor canadensis (American beaver) is the source of this 1563-nucleotide messenger RNA. NCBI's taxonomy places the organism in Eukaryota, Metazoa, Chordata, Mammalia, Rodentia, Castoridae. The record is from RefSeq and is a predicted model, not a curated record.